AAACCAAAGUUCCAACCAAUAUAUAAACAUAUCAUGAUGGCUUACAAUGCAUCUCAUCUCUCAUCUUAACAAAAACUUCAAAUCAUCUUCUCAAAGGGAAAAAAAUGGCUUCUUCAAAGUUCUUGAUCAUUGCCUUUAUGGCUACUUUGGCUCUCUCAAGCAUCAACUUCGGCCAAGCUGCUCGCCAUCUUUUGCAAACCACUCCGCCCUUGAUGCCAAAUCUUCCAGCAAUUCCAACCGGGAUACCGCCAUUCCCUGCCUUGCCAAACCCUACUCUUCCAAAUUUACCACAACCUACAAUACCGAAGGUUAAUCUCCCUCCGCUUCCGAACGGGCUAGCGUUGCCACCGCUCCCGACAAUGGCACUUCCGAACUUUCCAUCAAUCCCUACCAUUCCAACUUCAUUCCCUUCCAUCCCAUUUUUGUCCCCUCCUCCUGCAACAUCUUCUUCUCCCUAAACUUGGUUUGGUUAUUAUUUAAUAUAUGCAGCCCUAAUUGUUGUUGGUUAAUUAGUUUAAGGGUAGAGUUGUGAAGUUUUAUUGAUAACUCGUAAAUGUGUGUUUUAAUUUCAAUAUUCAUAUCUUCUGUUAGAUUGAAGUUCAGACCUCCAUGGGUAUCAUAUAGCGUUCCAUUUGAUGAACCUGCUAGCUUGUACUACACGAAUACGAUAAACUGUUUUUAAUUUUUAUUUUUAGUAAA
This is a messenger RNA of Cucumis melo (muskmelon), 699 nucleotides long. RefSeq names its product protein PELPK1-like. The record is from RefSeq and is a predicted model, not a curated record. The transcript has a single exon. Bases 105 to 458 code for a protein of 117 amino acids. Lineage: Eukaryota; Viridiplantae; Streptophyta; Magnoliopsida; Cucurbitales; Cucurbitaceae.